GAAUCGAGUCGCGAGACCGUACGGACGAGAACGAGACGAGUCGUUCAGGACGUGACGGUGCCAGGCUCACCACAAGGGCCAGAGGCCGUACGCCCGCGCCGAGCACAAGAUGGCCCGCAGCGCGCUGGUCCUCGCGGGGCUGGCGGUGGUAGUGGCCGCAGCGCUCGCCCAAAAGAAAGAUGACAAGAAGGAGGACUUCCAGUGCCCGGAAGGGAGCGGCAACGGCAACUUCGCAGACCCCUCGACGUGCCGGAGGUUUUACCAGUGCGUCGACGGAUACCCGUACCUGAACCGUUGUCCUGCCAGCCUAUACUUCGACGACGUGAACAAGCUGUGCACAUUCAAAACAGAGGCACGCUGCGGACCGCUGCCGACGACGCCCGCGCCCAUCACCGAGACACCCGUCGACUUGGCUCUGAAGUGCGACCCGAGCCAGUGCGAGCUGCCGUACUGCUGGUGCUCGCGCGACGGCACCCUCAUCCCCGGCGGCCUCGAACCAGCCGAGACGCCGCAGAUGAUCCUGCUCACGUUCGACGGCGCCGUCAACAUCAACAACAUCGAGCACUAUCAGAAGGUGUUCACGGACCAGCGGAAAAACCCCAACGGCUGCGGCAUUCGUGGAACCUUCUUCAUCUCGCACGAGUACUGCGACUACCACAUGGUGCAGGAGCUGGCCUCUAAGGGCCACGAGAUCGGCACCGAGACCAUCUCGUUGCAGCAAGGUCUUCAGGACAAGGGCUACGAAGAGUGGGUAGGCGAGAUGAUCGGUAUGCGGGAGAUCCUGCGCCACUUCGCCAACGUGUCUCGCAGCGACGUCACCGGCAUGCGCGCGCCCUACCUCAAACCCGGCCGCAACACGCAGUACGAGGUCAUGGACGACUUUGGCUACAUCUACGACAGCUCCAUCGGCAUCCCGCCGUCCAGGGUACCCAUCUGGCCGUACACGCUGGACUACAAAAUACCGCACGAGUGCAAGUCGGGCACCUGCCCGACCAAGACUUUCCGGGGCAUUUGGGAGGUGCCGCUUAACGCCCACUUUGUUGAGACGUACGAGGGCGGCCACUGCCCUUACCUCGACCAGUGUGUGCUCCACAACCACAACUCGGACGAGGUGUUCGAGUGGCUCAAGGAGGACUUCAACCGAUACUACAAGCAGAACAGAGCACCGUACAUGAUGCCCUUCCACACCAACUGGUUCCAGAUCAAGGAGUUGGAGCAAGGCCUUCACAAGUUCAUCGACUGGUCCAAGGGCUUGCCCGACGUCUGGUUCGUUACGGUGACCCAGGCACUCGUGUGGAUGACGGACCCACGACCCGCGAAGGACCUUAACACUCUGGAGGCGUGGAAGUGCGAGAAGAAAGAGAACCUACCACCUCCGCCGUGCAGCCUGCCUAACAGCUGUGCGGUGCCGUUCAAACCGCCAGAGGCCAACUUCUCAGCGACGAGAUAUCUCACCACAUGCCGAUCCUGCCCGAAAAGAUAUCCUUGGCUUGGAGACUCAGAAGGGACUGGUAUUGAUGGUAAGGAUCAGUACACACCAGAGAACUGAAGAGAUAUCCAAAGGUGCAAGAUAAUUCCCAACAGAACAGGUGACGCUGUUUGGAAUAUUUCUCCUCAUGCUGAAAUAUUAUAUUUUGGAACUUCAAAAUUUACAUAUGAUGUACAUUUAAAUAGUUGUUGCUUUUUUUGUGUGUGUUUUCUGGGGAGGGGGCAAUUUUUAACUAAAAUUUCAACAACAUUAAUGUGUUUGACAACGAAGUAUGACUACGUACUCUGGCAAUAACCCAACAGCUUGAUUUUGACAGCUAGAAACUUCUCUCGCUGAAUUAGGUGUGUAGGGUUUUGUCUUAAUAGAGCCAAAUAUUUAGAUGCAUUCCUCCCUUUCAGCAACAUGUGACUGAUAUAAGCCCUCCAGAAGUGAUUAACUAUUGACUGUUACUUUGUUUACAACAAUGUUGUUACUUUAGUUAAGUAAAUAAAUUGUAAGUUUGUAUUUACUUGUUUUGCUGUAAAAAGACCUAAAUAUAGUUCAUAUUUUCGUUUUUGAAAAAAAAAAAGUUCUUUUUAGAAUGUGCUUUGCCAAAACCACUAGGUGUUGCUACUAUCACUUCAAAUAUUACUCCAUAAACACAACGAAUGAACACAAGUGAUAUAUUUCAGAUUUUCCCUAUGUAUAGAAGUGCCACUUAGGGAUCAAACAAAAGAAAUAAAAUGUUGUUUCUGGAUUGUA
Molecule: messenger RNA, 2230 nt
Organism: Frankliniella occidentalis (western flower thrips)
Lineage: Eukaryota; Metazoa; Arthropoda; Insecta; Thysanoptera; Thripidae
Gene: Cda4
Product: chitin deacetylase 1
Exons: 8
Coding region: 110-1549 (479 amino acids)
Biological process (GO): carbohydrate metabolic process
Cellular component (GO): extracellular region
Molecular function (GO): hydrolase activity, acting on carbon-nitrogen (but not peptide) bonds; chitin binding
Source: RefSeq, a predicted model, not a curated record